AUGGAACUUUUAAAAGGUUAUACUAGGAGUAAUGGUCCUCCUAGAUGUAUGGUGCAACUAGAUCUCCAAAAAGCUUAUGACAUGGUGGAUUGGGGCGCGCUUGAAAAUAUUCUGAAUGAAGUAGGAUUACCUACGAGAUUUGUUGAUUGGAUUAUGACCACUGUGACUACAGUUUCUUACCGAUUUAAUAUUAAUGGGAAGUAUACGGAUAAGAUCGAAGCUAGAAGAGGUAUUAGGCAAGGGGAUCCAUUAUCCCCUCUCCUUUUUGUAAUUAUUAUGGAAUAUCUUAGUAGAUUGCUAGGAGAUUAUGGGUCCAUGGAUAUCCUGCAUUUAAUUGUGAACAAGUUUCUGGAGUCUACAGGUUUGAAAAUAAACCCUUCCAAAAGUAGGGUGUAUUUUAGUAAUGUCUCUGCUAAUGUCAAGUGUGACAUCCUUCAGCUAACUUCCUACCAAGAAGGAACCUUCCCCUUUAGAUACCUUGGGAUUCAGGUGACUAGUAAGCGACUUGCUAUUAUCCAUUACAUGCCGUUGUUAGACAGAUUAUUAAGUAGAAUAACUCAUUGGAGCUCUCGACUGUUGAGUUAUGCAGGCAGGCUACAACUUAUCAAGAGUGUACUCUGUGCCAUCACUACCUACUGGAUGCAAUGUAUCUGGUUUCCAAAAACUGUGAUUAAUAGGAUCAAUGCAAUAUGCAGGUCUUUUCUGUGGACAGGGGGUACUACUAUCAGUAGGAAGAGUCCAGUGGCGUGGGAUAAUGUUUGUAAACCACAUGUGAAAGGCGGACUAAAUGUGAUGAAUUUGGAAAUAUGGAAUAGAAUGUUUAUGAUAAAACUGCUCUGGAAUAUCUUUGCGAAAUCUGAUGAUCUAUGGGUACGAUGGAUACAUGCUUACUACUUAAGACACGAGGGUAUACUGACCAGAACUGCUAAGGCCUCAGACUCUGGAAUCUUCAAAACUAUUCUUCUACAAAGGGACAAUCUAGUAAAUAUACAGAAUACUUGGAAUGAAAUACUGCAAACAGGUAAAUUCCUUGGGAGAAAAGUAUAUCAAAGUCUUCUACCUAUUACUCCUAAUGUUACAUGGGCUAAACUUAUUCUUCACAAUAGAGCCAGACCCCGGGAAAUUAUUACUCUAUGGAUGAUCUGCCAUGACAAGCUACCUACCAAGGCUAGACUCCUCAGACUGGGUAUGCUCCAGAAUAACAAAUGUGGGUUCUGCAAUGAAGAGGAAACCAUUGAUCAUUUAUUUUUCUGUUGUUUCAAAUUGAAGCAAAUAUGGAGUGGUGUUCUUCAAUGGAUGGGCAUUCAACGCAUCCCAACAAGAUGGAAAGAGGAAAUGCAAUGGGCUCUGAUAAAUUAUGGUGGGAAAGGCUGGAAAUUUGAUUUAUUUAGGCUUGCACUCGCGGAAACUCUUCACGAGCUCUGGAUGUAUCGGAAUGAUUCCUGUUUUAAUCAAAGAACAGAUAAUAGGAAUUGCCUAGAUAGUAUUAUAAACAACAUAAUAUAUAGAGGGUGGACUAGUCCUAAGCUUAGACCACAAAUAGCUAGGCUUCUUUUACCUUAA
Messenger RNA from Lathyrus sativus (Indian pea), 1563 nucleotides. The record is from the annotation of a GenBank genome assembly. Lineage: Eukaryota; Viridiplantae; Streptophyta; Magnoliopsida; Fabales; Fabaceae.